Molecule: messenger RNA, 735 nt
Organism: Triplophysa dalaica
Lineage: Eukaryota; Metazoa; Chordata; Actinopteri; Cypriniformes; Nemacheilidae
Gene: pvalb9
Product: parvalbumin 9
Exons: 5
Coding region: 271-600 (109 amino acids)
Cellular component (GO): cytoplasm; nucleus
Molecular function (GO): calcium ion binding
Source: RefSeq, a predicted model, not a curated record
UUCUAAUCCAGCACGCACUAAAUUUGGGCGGAAUGCAGGUGCCUCAUUUAAAUAGAAAAGGAUAAUUAGUUCGAAAUUCAAGGCGAGCCAUGCAACAAGAAUUUGAUACACGGACAGGUAACCCAAGCGUCACUCUUUGUCCGUCCCAUUAGCAUAGACACACAUAUAUAUAAAUAUAUGUAAGUUCGUACUGGAUGGGAGCCGCUAUCACACAGCCUUACUUCUUACUCAGGAUCACAGGAGCAGGAAUCUUCAAAGGGCAGUUUAAAUAUGUCACUUACUUCAAUCCUCUCGGCGGAGGCCAUAGAGAAUGCUGUCAAAAACUGCCAAGCUCCAGAUACUUUUGAUUACAAAAAGUUCUUCCAACAUUGUGGCUUAAGUCAGAAAACUUCUCAGCAGGUGAAGGAAGUGUUCUGCAUCUUAGAUGAAGAUAAAAGUGGAAGUAUUGAGGAGGCUGAGCUCAAGUUCUUUCUCCAGAGAUUUUCCCCUGGGGCCCGAACUUUGACAGAAAAAGAGAUCAAGAGCCUCCUUACAGCUGGAGAUAAAGACGCCGAUGGCACCAUUGGAUUAGAUGAGUUCCAGGCUAUGGUGUUAUCCUGAAAGCUGUCUCUGGCUAAGAGCCACAACACUGUUGUGUAUUUUGUCUUUUAAAUACUUGUGUCUGUGUUCCUGUUCUGCACUGACCCCAAAAUGACCAAUGUUCAGGGAAAAUAAAAUAAAGUAAUUAAAACUGGA